Molecule: messenger RNA, 942 nt
Organism: Astrephomene gubernaculifera
Lineage: Eukaryota; Viridiplantae; Chlorophyta; Chlorophyceae; Chlamydomonadales; Astrephomenaceae
Source: the annotation of a GenBank genome assembly
GGAGUAUCCGUCGAAAGCCAUUGUACUAAUUGUUUCAUACUUGUGAACCGUGCUUGUGGAGGAUAACAGCAAGUCUGAUCGCGCGGCGCGAUUUUUCUUCAACCAAUUACCAGUUGGCUACCAACUUCACGUAACGUUUUGCUGAAAUAUAUAGGAAGGCCAUGAUGUCAGCAGCGCAAGGGCUCAGCUUGGCUGGACGAGCAAAGCAAGAAAUGCAGCAGCGACUAUGGAACAUCGUCCCAGCAGCGGCAAGCAACGUAGGACGGUUAUCACGGCUUAUGUCAACCGCCACGCCGCCACAGCAGGGGGCGGCAAGCGGUGAAGACAUCCAGACCCGAGCUGAGCGCAUGGAGGUGGGCAGUGACGAGAGCCCGGAGGAGCUCGAAGCACGAAAGCGCCGAGCACUGCAAAGCUAUUUGGAGCAGCAGCUGGGCGGCGGCGAGCCGGACCGCGCCUCCCUGGCGGUGCUCCUGCAGCGGCACGGGGUGGUGGUGCGGGGCGGGCAGCAGCAGGCGCUGGAGCUCAUGAGCGCACUCAUGGCUUGGAAGCGGGGAGAGUGGAAGGCGGAUGUGUGAACCCCUCGCUGCUUUAUGGGGCCGGUUAAGGAGCAGCGUGCCAGGUCGGUCACACAGCAACAUACAGCUCCUCGCUAAAUCGAGCGAAAGACAUCCAAUAAAGUGGAAGGAGAGGAAAGAGGGAGUGCAGGAGGUGGGGCAUGUCGGCUGGGCUUCAUCCACUUGGGGGCGCAACUGCUAGGAUGAGCUGCUUAGCGAGGGUUGUGGGGCUGAGCGGUUACUAGCCGCGCCGUCGCUCGAACCAGCGACGUGUUUAGGGGUUACAAGCAGGCGUACGUCCCUCAAGAACGACACGCGGUGCAAAAACCAUUAUGGAGGGUAGAGGAGGGGUUUAACGUCUUUUUUUAUUGUUAGAAUAGGGGUUACC